Pedinophyceae sp. YPF-701 is the source of this 1551-nucleotide messenger RNA. Lineage: Eukaryota; Viridiplantae; Chlorophyta; Pedinophyceae. The record is from the annotation of a GenBank genome assembly.
AUGCGAUUCGCACUAUCGAACCUGGCUCGAAGCGCGUGUCAGGCGAGAGGGCGCGGCUUCUCAUGUGGACGGGCUCCAGUGGACGGGCUCCAGGCGCUGUCGCAGCUGGUGGACUGGGAGGCAAAGGGUCUCCCACCAUCUUGUGGAACAGAUACCGACGACGGUUUCAGUCUCGGCCCGACGAAGGCGUUGCUUGCGCGGCUCGGAUCGCCUCACGAGAACCUGAAGGUCAUCCAGGUUGCAGGGACGAAGGGCAAGGGUUCGGUAGGAUGGGCGCUGGCCGCCAUGCUCAGAAGAGCAGGAUUGCGGGUAGGGCUGUACUCGUCACCACAUCUACUGUCCCCGAGGGAGCGUUUCAGAGUGACUACCGCCUCUGCGGACCCAUCGGCGCCGAUGGCAACAGAAAUCGACGAAGCAACAAUUAACGAUCUAGUUCACAAUUGUAUGUCGGCCAUUCAUGGCUGCCAGCGCGAGCAUCCUCGUCUCUCCUUGUUCGAGGUGUACACGGCGCUCGCGUUCAAGUACUUUGAACAGGUCGGAGUCGACUGCGCGAUCAUGGAGGCAGGCGUUGGCGGUGCCCGUGACGCCACGAAUGUGUGUUCGGCAAAUAACUCGAUACUGUCGGUGUUGACCCACAUUGGCCUCGAGCACGUGGACGCCCUAGGGGGCAGCCUGGAGUCGAUCACGCGCGCCAAAGCCCGGAUCUGCAAGCCGGGACGGACCCUGGUGCUGGGACCUCAGAGCAACCCGGUCGUCCUCGACAUUGUUGAAGAAGAGGCCCAGCUGUGCGGCAGCCCCGUGGUCUUUGCUGACAGGGCGUUCGACCUGCGUUGCGAGCACGUCACGCUGCCCGAACACACAGGGGAGGUGCAAGCUGUGCGCGCGUGCCGCGUCUACAGCUCCUCAGGCGUGGUUCGCGACAGCACCAUCCACCUUGGCAUGCAUGGAGCCUUCCAGCGCGACAACAUCCUGACAGCCGUGGCAGCGCUCGACGUGCUUGUGUCCGAUGACCAUCUCGACCUCCCGACGACAUCCAGUAUCAUCGACGGUCUCCAUAUCCCGGCUUUCGAGGGGAGGUUUCAGCUCUUCAAGUUGCCCGCGCCUCCAAAGCAGUCGCAGGACGUGUGGAUCGCUGUGGACGGCGCGCACACUCCCGACGCUGCAGAAGCGCUGGUUGCAAGUAUGCAGGAGAUGCUCCCAGCUGCUCCGGUGACCCUGGUCGCCGCCAUGGCGUCUGACAAGGACAUCCAGUCUUUCAUGACCGCGAUGCGGAAGCUCAACCCGGUCGCCGCGUUCUUCACGACGGUGAACAUCGCGGGGUCGAUGGAUCGCUCCGCGACGCCUGGCCAGCUUCUCGCGUCCUGGCAGACGGCCCCGGGUGGGUCGCGACGGUGUAGGGAGCAAGUGGUUGCCAGUCUCGACGUUGCCGUGGACCGGGCGUUGCGGGAACUCGGCGCAGGAGGGUCGGGCGUCUGCCUCAUCACUGGGUCCCUGCACGCAGCGGCACAGGCUCUGAAGCGGGUUGUGCCGCGGCUGCUGAAGCAGCAAUGA